UGGUGGCAACGCUAAUCGCAGUUGAGAAAGUGUAGCCAGCACCUAUUUAUUUACUUUAUUGUUUUAUUUUAUAAUAAUGCUUAAUGCAAAAAUUGGUAAAGUUGGUAAGGUGUUGGUGUGUGGCAUGAAAAAUGUGGGAAAAACAGCACUCAUCGAGCAGUUGGUGUAUGGAAAUAUCAACGCGGAUACUGAACUACACCCAACAAUUGAGGAUAUAUAUGUAGCAAGCGUGGACACAGGACGUGGUGGCGCACGGGAAACACUACGCAUCUACGAUACAGCUGGAUUGCAAGGUGAACAAGCGGCUCAGCUGCCGCGUCAUUAUCUGCAAUUUCCAGAUGCCUUUGUGCUAGUCUAUGAUCCCACUGAUCCGCGCAGCUUGGAUAUGUUGGCAGACAUCAAGACAGAUAUAGACAAGCAUAAGGAGAAGAAAGAAGUGCCUGUAAUUGUAUUAGCAAAUGUCCGAGCGCGCAACAAAAAGGACACGCCGCCCGCCACGCCAAAUCCUGUGGAAUCGAUAAUGGAUCGGGCCAAUAAUUGGUGUCAACGAGAACGCAUCAAGCAUUACACAGUCAAUGUUAUGGAACGCCCCUCGCUGUACGAGCCCUUCACAAUGCUGUGUGCUCGUCUUCAUCCGCCACAGACGAAGAGCACCUUCCCACAGCUGCGCCAGGUGAUGCAGAAUCGACAGAAAAGCGAGGUUUAGCAAGUGCAAUCUA
This is a messenger RNA of Drosophila novamexicana, 719 nucleotides long. It is a transcript of the gene kappaB-Ras, whose product is annotated as NF-kappa-B inhibitor-interacting Ras-like protein. The record is from RefSeq and is a predicted model, not a curated record. NCBI's taxonomy places the organism in Eukaryota, Metazoa, Arthropoda, Insecta, Diptera, Drosophilidae. Gene Ontology annotation, biological process: canonical NF-kappaB signal transduction. The transcript has 2 exons. The coding region runs from base 77 to 706 and encodes 209 amino acids. Gene Ontology annotation, molecular function: GTPase activity; GTP binding.